AUGACUUCAAAAGAACAGGCCGGUGGGCCUAGCACGCCAACCGACGAUGGCGGCUUUCCGAAACCCCAAUUUCCUGGACGCUCCGACCGACCAGGCCCGCCGAGUAUCAUCUCGUCGCGAAUGACCGACAUCGCGUCCGACGACGGCGGGGACGCUGUAGCCCAGACCUUGUCCGAAAAUCCGCGCAGAAAAUCUGGUCUGGCUUCAGAAACUGUGUCACGGCCAGGGACGGCCAAGACAGGCAUGUCUGGACCCCUCGAAGGCCGGAGACGGGGUCCGCCCCCACGAAUGAAUUACAUUACCAGUCUCAACGAGAAGAGGGGAAGCAUCGGAGGCGGUAGUACCGCUGGUUCGAUCAGCAGCAGACCGCCUAGCUCGACAAGUCGAAGUCAUGUUCCGUCUCUUACGUCUUCAGCCUUCUUUCGUCCCAUGAGUUCCCAAAAGCUGCAAGCCCAGCGUGGUGGUUCACGACCUGCGACCCGUCAGCAACCUACAUUGGAGGAUACCGAACCUACACCCGAACACAACCAGAGUGCCGCCGCAGCAGCAGCUGUAGCCAGUGGAGGACCAAAUGCUCGGCACAGCGUCAUCUCAAACCCGGUUUCGAAUCCCGUUGCGCGCCUCCAGCGGCAGCUUAGCGACGACGACAACAUGAGACCACCUCCGUCUCGCGGAACCGAAUACACCGACCAAGGAACGUACGAUCGAAUCACCGCCAACACGAGCCCGACUCAUGGUCACUAUGCUGCCGGUAGUAUGUCCGAGAGCGUCACGCCGCUGCAACGGAACCAGCGCAAUAGCCGAAACCUGAGCGUCAAUGUCGACAGGGGCUUCAGAGAACGAGGCAAUCAACCUAGCCCUAUCAAAUCGCCGCGAUCUUUCCGCUCAAGUUUCUUGCUGCCAGGCAGAAGUGACCAGAACAAGUCUAACCGGACUCUACCUGGCGGCGAAAAGCUUUCAUCGACCGCAUCCACGCCGCAGCUCAACCCCGUAGACUCUUCGAGACCCGCCGACAAGAACAACUUGAAGAAGUCCAAGACAAACCUUGGCUAUGUUUUCCAGUACUUCGAAGGCAAUACUGUCUUCUGCUUGGGAGGGCGAUUCCAGAACACCAAGCAUCGGCCAGUCAAUGUAGCCACUGGGCUGUUCAUCGUUAUUCCCGCCGUCCUAUUCUUCGUCUUCUCAGCCCCUUGGAUAUGGCAUAACAUCAGUCCUGCCAUCCCAAUCACUUUCGGAUACGUCUUCUACAUUUGCAUUUCCUCGUUCCUCCACGCAUCCCUGUCGGACCCAGGCAUUUUGCCGCGAAACCUUCAUGCCUUUCCACCGGCUGAUUCGACAGAGGAUCCUCUCCGGCUCGGGCCUCCGACCAACGACUGGACGCUGAUCAAGUCAGCAGAGUCAGCCACGGCCGCCAUGGAAGUUCCAGUAAAACAUUGUAGAACAUGUAACAUUUGGCGGCCUCCUCGGGCUCAUCACUGCCGACUGUGCGACAACUGCAUCGAGACCCACGAUCACCACUGCGUUUGGCUCAACAACUGUGUCGGAAAACGCAAUUACCGAUAUUUCUUUGCUUUCGUCUCCUCGGCAACCUUCCUCUCUCUCUACCUCCUUGGCGCCUCUCUAGGCCAAAUUCUCGUACACAUGCACCGAUCCGAUAUUUCCUUUGGUAAAUCCAUCGACGACUUCCGCGUUCCCUUCGCUAUGGUCAUCUACGGCUUUAUUGCCUUCUUAUACCCUGCUGCCCUCAUGGGCUACCACAUCUUCCUCAUGGCUCGAGGCGAAACAACGAGAGAGUACAUCAACUCUCACAAGUUCAUCAAGGCAGAGCGGUUCCGAGCCUUCACUCAGGGCAGCAUGCUCAAGAACUGGAUCGUCGUCCUCUGCCGACCGAGGCCUCCUACCUACUACCAAUUCAAGAAGAGGUAUAUUGGUGGUGAUCAACGCCUCGGUGCUCUCCGGGAUCAGAAGGUCGACAUUCAGGGUAUGGAAAUGCAGAACGUCAGACCAACGACAGGGUUUCAAGGACCCGUCUCCUUGCGCAACGAAACAAGCACUACCGCGACAUAA
Molecule: messenger RNA, 2067 nt
Organism: Colletotrichum tamarilloi
Lineage: Eukaryota; Fungi; Ascomycota; Sordariomycetes; Glomerellales; Glomerellaceae
Product: DHHC zinc finger domain-containing protein
Exons: 2
Coding region: 1-2067 (688 amino acids)
Biological process (GO): peptidyl-L-cysteine S-palmitoylation; protein targeting to membrane
Cellular component (GO): Golgi apparatus; endoplasmic reticulum
Molecular function (GO): protein-cysteine S-palmitoyltransferase activity
Source: RefSeq, a predicted model, not a curated record